UUCCUUUGUUGUGAGCAGUGGCAGAGACUGGUGGCUCCAGGAGACGCCGGCGUAGCAGAGACUGCGGGGUCGCCGCUCGUGCCGCUUCCAGCCUGAGCCGAGAGGUAAUUUAGACAUUUCUGAGAAAUGUGUUGAAGGCAUAUUUUGGAAAACUAAAUUAAGAUCACUGAAAGGUCGGCCAUUUUCAGCCAGAGGAUGUUAAAGGUGUGGAAAUUUAAAUAACGCAAGUACGUUGCCUGGAGCUUUGGUCAAGCAAAUGCUGAGAAGCCACAUAAAGAAGAUCCCUGGCAGCCAUUUCUCAACAAUUAUAUAGUCAACUGAUGUAACAAUGGUACUAAUAUUGGGACGCAGACUAAACAGAGAGGAUCUUGGGGUGCGUGAUUCCCCAGCAACUAAGCGUAAAGUUUUUGAAAUGGACCCCAAAUCUCUGACAGGUCAUGAGUAUUUUGACUUCUCUUCAGGAUCAUCCCAUGCUGAAAACAUACUCCAGAUAUUUAAUGAGUUCCGAGACAGCCGCUUAUUCACAGAUGUCAUCAUCUGUGUGGAAGGAAAGGAGUUUCCUUGUCAUCGAGCUGUCCUCUCAGCGUGUAGCAGCUACUUCAGAGCCAUGUUCUGUAACGACCACAGGGAGAGCCGAGAAAUGCUGGUUGAGAUCAAUGGCAUUUUAGCUGAAGCUAUGGAAUGUUUUUUGCAGUAUGUGUAUACUGGAAAGGUGAAGAUCACGACAGAGAAUGUCCAGUACCUCUUCGAGACCUCCAGCCUCUUUCAGAUCAGUGUUCUCCGUGAUGCGUGCGCCAAGUUCUUAGAGGAACAGCUUGACCCUUGCAAUUGUCUAGGAAUCCAGCGUUUCGCUGACACCCACUCACUCAAAACACUCUUCACAAAAUGCAAGACCUUUGCCUUACAGACUUUUGAGGAUGUGUCCCAGCAUGAAGAAUUUCUUGAGCUUGACAAAGAUGAACUUAUUGAUUAUAUCUGCAGUGAUGAACUUGUUAUUGGGAAAGAGGAGAUGGUGUUCGAGGCGGUCAUGCGCUGGGUCUACCGAGCUGUUGAUCUGCGUAGGCCACUGUUGCAUGAGCUCCUGACACACGUCAGGCUCCCUCUUUUGCAUCCCAACUACUUUGUUCAGACUGUUGAGGUGGACCAGUUGAUCCAGAAUUCCCCCGAGUGUUAUCAGUUGCUGCAUGAAGCAAGACGGUACCACAUACUUGGCAAUGAAAUGAUGUCCCCUAGGACUAGACCACGCAGGUCUACUGGCUAUUCAGAGGUGAUAGUUGUGGUUGGAGGCUGUGAACGAGUUGGAGGAUUUAAUCUCCCAUACACUGAGUGCUAUGAUCCAGUAACAGGAGAAUGGAAGUCCUUGGCCAAGCUUCCAGAAUUUACCAAAUCAGAGUAUGCCGUCUGUGCACUAAGGAAUGAUAUUCUUGUUUCAGGUGGAAGAAUCAACAGCCGUGACGUCUGGAUUUAUAACUCACAGCUAAAUAUCUGGAUCAGAGUUGCUUCUCUAAAUAAAGGCAGAUGGCGCCACAAAAUGGCUGUCCUUCUUGGUAAAGUGUAUGUUGUCGGGGGCUAUGAUGGACAGAACAGACUUAGCAGUGUAGAGUGUUAUGAUUCCUUUUCAAAUCGUUGGACAGAAGUUGCACCACUUAAGGAAGCUGUGAGCUCUCCUGCGGUGACAAGCUGUAUAGGAAAACUGUUUGUGAUUGGUGGAGGACCUGAUGACAAUACUUGCUCUGAUAAGGUUCAAUCUUAUGAUCCCGAAACCAAUUCUUGGCUACUUCGUGCAGCUAUCCCAAUCGCCAAGAGGUGCAUAACGGCUGUCUCUCUGAACAACCUGAUCUACGUUGCUGGUGGACUGACCAAGGCGGUGUAUUGUUAUGACCCAGUUGAGGACUACUGGAUGCAUGUACAGAACACAUUCAGCCGACAGGAAAACUGUGGUAUGUCUGUGUGUAAUGGUAAGAUCUACAUCCUGGGUGGAAGACGGGAAAACGGAGAAGCCACGGACACUAUUCUCUGUUACGAUCCUGCGACAAGUAUCAUCACAGGGGUUGCUGCAAUGCCCAGACCAGUGUCCUAUCAUGGAUGUGUAACUAUUCAUAGAUAUAAUGAGAAAUGCUUUAAACUUUAAACCCAGGGUACCUCACACAAGAAGCUAUGCCAGUCCAAGAGGAAAGUUUAAAAACUACCAAGUGAGAACACAUCUCUGUUGUGCUAUAUACAAAAAAUAAAUAAUCCUGAUGCCUUUCCACCCAAAAUAUCAGUAUCUCAAGCUGUAAUAAAUCCUUUCAUGUAACUGGGGGUGAGGUGUGUUAAACUGAUGGUGGUUAAAACCAGGCAUAGUCGUGCACACCUUUAAUCCCAGCACCCAGAAGACAAAGGCAGGUAGAUUUCUCUUGAGUUUGAACCUAGCCUGAUCUACAUGACAAGUUCUAGAUCAGCAAGGGCUACACAAUAAAACCUUGUCUCUAAAAAGAUAAUUUGCCUAUGAAUACACUUUUGCAUCUGUGAAAAAUUAUGUGGGGUAGGAAAAGACAUCCAGCUGUAAACUUCUUAGGGAUUUGUGAACUGUCUUUUAGGAAUGUUUAUUUCUUUUUUGUCAGUUAUGUAGAGAAUAAUUGUGUGACUGAAGCUUCAUUUAGUUUGAGUUUCCUGAUGUUAAUGUUUAGGACUCAUUGUGAGGGGAAGAAAUGAGUUUUAAACAUCUGUCACUGACUUUAUCCAUACUGGUUAAUUUCAUUGAAGGUAUUUUUGUUUGUUUGUUGUUUGUUUGUUUUCUAAUUGUAAAAAUGUAGUGACAAGUCAGCUACCAUAAAAUACCGAGUUUUAUGACUUCAUAGACUGUUGUCUGUCAUUAAAUACUUUUUGUGAGCUUAUGUAAGAGAUAUAAAAGGAGAUUCAAAUUACACAUUAGUUCCUAAGGAAAAAAUGAAUAUAACUAGUGGAGAAGAAAAAAAUGUGAUCCACUUUGGUUCUCAGGGUUUUUAAUGAAUCGUUUGAGUCCACUAAAGAAGUUCUUUCUUGAAACUAACAGAGAAGUUGAGAUUCCUUUUACAGAGCCAGGAGGUGAUGCACACCUGUCUCCAGGCUCUGAAAGGUGCAUCCAAAGAAACUAAAUUGGGACUGAAGAGAUGGCUCAGUGUUUAAGAGCACUUACUGCUCUUCCAGAGAACCCUGGUUUGGCUCCUAGUACCCAUAUCAGAUGGUUCACAAAGGCCUAUAAUUCUAGUUCCAGAGAACCCAAUGCCCUCUGGCCUCCCUGAGCACCUUCGGCAUGUGGUGCACAUAAAUUCACACAGACACACAUAUGUACAUAAGAGAAAUCAACCUUUAAAAAAACAAAAGUAUGUUUUGUAAUACUGCUGUAAGAAAAACAAGACAGGCUUGCUGCCUAGCAGCCCAGUAGAGUUGCCCUUCCUGGUUUGAUGCUCUGCUGAGGACCUCUUCUCUGCCUUGUAAGCAUCUACCAGUCCUAGGAGUCUCUACACCUGAUUUCUAAUAACCUAGAGCAGAGGCCACUUUUCUCAGUGGGGCCACUUGUUUGUAAGUUAGCACUGAGCAACACUGGCCAGCAGCAGUUCCAGUCUUCUGAGGAAAUCUCUUACUUGGGAGCCAUUGUAUAAGAUAAUUGGUCAACAUUUUCAAAUUUCUAUUAGAUUUUUUUUCCUCCAGGUUUUUCACCUCAUUUACAAAGCUUACCAGUUUUCAAAGGGAAAUAACAAAAGUUUUUUCUUAGAAAUAUACUGGGUAAAGCAGGAACUAGCAUAACUAGUUAUUGUAACUUCUGCGUGGACAGAUAACAGUUCACAAUGCUGUAGGCUGUCCCAGGUAGCUUGCUGUGUUUAACUUCCCUUGUCAGUGACUAUAGUGUCAUUAGAUUUCUGCCAAAAUCAAGGUAAUCAUCAGAAGCCUAACACUGGCAAACUUCUUCCUCCUCAUCUUAGACUAAUACAGACAUUUCUUAACAGUCAGUGCUUAUUUGAAAUCUAAAUUCUGAGAAAAACACUAGAAAAUACACUUAUGAAAUUGUUUUCAAGUCAUAAAUUUUAAAUGACAUAACUGAUAACUAUAGAAGCAAUUCAGAAAACAAUUAUCAGUCAGUUGAGAGACAGUUGUAUGUACAAUUGAGGGUAUUUGUACUGUAAUUUUAUAGUAUAUACCUGCAUUAUACUUUUAUUAGAUAAUGCAAACUGAUUCAGAAAUUCUUAACAGUAAAAUGUGUGAACAAAGGUGGUUUUGUAAAUGCUUAGGAUUCUACAAAUGCUAAUUGUUAUUCUCAUGUAUAUUUGUAAGAUUGUGUCCAUUCAGAAACUCAUCAUAUAAAAGACUUUCUCAAAGUAAAUUUGUAUUUUAUUAAUUUUGUCUAUUGUAAAAGUCUGUUGUAAAAUAUCUACUUGUAUUUUGUAAUAUUUAUCUUUCCUUGUGUUUAUUGUAGCAAAUUGGAAAAUAUCCUGAAAAGCUGAAUUUGUUUAAACAAAUUAAUUUUUCUUUAUGCAAUUUAAAACCACAUAAAUUGAGUAGUUGCAAAUUAUGUUAAGUCACAAGAAAGUAUCUUGAAUUGUAGAAAAUUAAUUUUUUAAAACUGCCCAGUUGAUGUUUUAACUUCUUUUAAUUAGUUAUCUUUCUUAUAUUUUAACUUCCUUUAAUUACUUAUUUUUCUUUACUAAUUCUUGAUAAAUGGUGGUAAGCAGCCCUGGUUUGAGAAAAAUUAUUUUAGAAUUUAAUUAGUACAUUAAAAGGGAAGUAUCAACCAUCUUGGUGUCAGACUAUAUUCAUUCUGUCCUCCCAUAAUUGGCAGAUUUUCUUUUGGUAGGUGAUACCUCUAAGUUAUGUGUAUGUGUUUAUAUGUAGACAGUUUGCUUGUGUACAUACAUCACAAACACCCAUUGAUUUUUUUUUGCAGAGACAGAUAUUAGAUAAAAAUUAGUUGAUCAUAUUCUAUUCAAUGCAGAAGACUAAAUUUGAAUACUUCUGGAGUACUUUUUGUUGUGAGACAAGAUCUCUGUAGCCUGUGCUAACCUCAAACUCUUAGCAAUUCUUUGCCUUUUGAGUGCUGCAGGCACAAAUGGAAGUCAGCACCAGUUCUCUACAAUAGUGGUUUCAUCUGACAGUACAGAUCAGGGCAUGAGGCUCUGUGCACCUGUGUGAUGGCAGUGUUAAGGGGCAGAAGGCAGACUGCUCAGAUCACAAGAGUCAGCUGAUCAUCUCAGCUGGAAAGAACUUGAAGGUGUGUUUUGUGGAUCAACAGGAAGUUACACUUGGUUUUUGUGUGCAUUUUGUCAUGAACUUCAAAUCUUCCAACUCUUCUUCAUGUAUGUGACAAGGUGGCCUGAAUUCCUCCUCUUCUACGGUGCCAUCCCCACUGACUUUACUAAUAGAUGAUUUGGAUUUUCCGUAGUUGUUUUUGUAGAUGAUUGGGGUCCAGGUGUUUACUCCAUUUCAAUCAGGUUUAAAGACGUAAAUGCUCAGGGAGGAUGUGAGCUUGCCACUGCUGCCUGUUUGGGGAGUGUGCAAAGUGUUGUCUCUUAAAUGCCGUUCAGUUGAUGACUCUGGACUAAAAUUCUUCUAGAAGCUUCACACUUGGCUGUGGUUGCGGUUGAGCAGUUGCUCUACUUAGAAGAAUGGCAAUGCUUUGUGAACUGAUUCAGUCUCCUGGUGAAUUGAAUUAUAUACCUGCUGUCAGACUCCAUUUUGAAACUCAGGAAAGACAAAGGUGGUUUCUCUACUUUUGUCCGUGUCCAGACCGGGUGUGUGCUGCUUUUUCCUGAUCUGACAGUAGAUUCUAAAAAUCACUUUUAAGAGCCCAUGCACAAAGAGAGGAGGGGAGUUGUUCCUUUAACGUCUUAGGAUGCAUAUGUGAAAAGGAUACAUACCCCAGACUUGAUGUGGUACCAAGUGAUAACAUAAUGUCUAGAGGUUUCCUGUGGACUGCCUUGUUUCAUAGUCAAUCCAAAUCAUUACUAGUUAACAUGAUUUGGCCUUGCUAGACUUAAUUACGCAUAGCUGAGUAUGGUGGCAAUGCCUGUAAUUCCAGCCCUCAGGAGUGGCGGCACUGGAGGUUCAGGAGAGUUCAGUGAGCUUGGGGCCAGACUUCGCCACAUGAAAUAAUAAUGAAAUUUUUGGCGUUAGGUAGAAAGCUAGAAUUGUAUCACUUCACCCAUUAUUAUGUUAGAUAAAAAAUUCACUAUACCACAUAACCAUAAUGAAGCAGUUUGGCUGACCUGUAAAGCAAUAGAUUCGACUCACUAAAUAUACUUACAGCCACAUCUAAUGCCAUGUAUCAGACACCACUCCAAAGAGUGUAAACUGAUAAUACCAGAGAUAUUUUCAAAAUAUUUUAGACAUUUUAGAGUGUUGUAUUUGUAAGCAGGUAGGAGAGAUGGUUCGGCAGUUAGGAGUUCUAGCUCUUCUGCUCUUGCGAAGGAUCUGGGGCAGGUUCUAGGCACCUUCAUGGUGGCUCACAAGCAUUUGUAACUCCAGUUCUUGGGGUUCUUAUGCCCUCUGACCUCCACAGGCACACAUUUGUUGCAUAUACAUUAUGCGCAAACACUCAAAGUACAAGUAAAACACUCAUACACAUCUAAAUCAAUGAAGAAUAUUAAAAUAUUGUAUGUGAACCUUUUUAUAUUUGUGUGAUUACCUUAAAUAUUAAGCUUACAAGUGCCAAAGGUGAUCCUAAAUUUUUUAAAAGUGAAGUCAUAACUUUCUAUUAUUGUUCCAAAGAGUUUUUUUAAUGCUUGUGCCUUGAAUUCCCAGUGCCAUUUCUGUCUGUUAAAAUUCAGCAUACAUAAACUGUGGAUGUGCUCCCAGUGCAGUUAAUGCACUUCUUAUUUUUUGUUGUUUAGUUUUAUUUUUAAGUUUUCUUUUUGAAACUGGGUUGGUUUUAUCUUUUGAAUCAGGGUCAUAUAUAACUCAGACUGGCCUAGAACUGUUUUUGUGUUGCUGAAGAUGGUCUUGAACUCCAGUUGUUCUCUCUGUGACUCCCAAUGGCGCGGAUGAUAGCAUGUGCCGCCACACUUGACUGUUUGGGCUCUUGUCUGUGAGUUGGUUGUUUGGUUGGUUGAUUUAAUGUGGCCCUGGCUGACCUGGAACUCAGUACAUGGCCAGUCUGGCCUUGAGCAAUGGCAGUCCUUCUGCCUCUGUCCUUAAAUGCUAGGUUUAUAGGUGUGGGCCACCACACCCAGCUGCCCUGAAAUGCUUUUGUGAGUCCCAACUAUGUAGUUGCUUGGCAGAAUGAGACUGUUAAAUGAGGUUGGUUUACAUUUUUAACUCUUGGUACCUAGGUGCUUUUGAAAUUCUCAGAUAAACACCCAUUUGACUCUCAUAAAGGUCAUUGAAAUAUCUAAUAGUGAAGAAACUGUAAUUAUUUCUGUUCCGUCCUUAUAGUAGUAAUUAGUUGUGCUCUAGGGUUUUCCUUUGAACUUUCUUACUUUCUUGAGAAAGCACUUUGUUGUCUUCAUCACCACCACCACCCCACCCCCACCACCCCCCCACUCUCCUACCCCCCCACCCCCCCCACCCCCCCGCAGUGAGUGACUCUCCAGAGUUAGCUGAGGUAAGGCUUUCAGAACUGAGCAACUGUAAUGUGCUUUAUUGUAACUGCUUCACGCCUAUUGCUUUCAGUUUGACUCUUCAAAAUGAAAAUAAGAAUGUUUUUUCUAUGUCCUUGUUCUCAGUUCAGUUGUAGUACAUUAAUUGUCUAAUGGCACUUCUUCCAUAGUUUAAAUUUUUAAAAGUUGUAUCUAAUGUCUUUUAAAUAUUACUUGACUAUAUGGUUGCAUUAAAUUUUGUUUACCAAAAA
Molecule: messenger RNA, 7801 nt
Organism: Mesocricetus auratus (golden hamster)
Lineage: Eukaryota; Metazoa; Chordata; Mammalia; Rodentia; Cricetidae
Gene: Klhl24
Product: kelch like family member 24
Exons: 9
Coding region: 329-2131 (600 amino acids)
Molecular function (GO): protein binding
Source: RefSeq, a predicted model, not a curated record